AUGUUUGUCAAAUUUCCUGUAGAUACCCAACUUCAUAUUCAAAGAUUUUCGACUGGAAUGCCACGUCACGAUUUAUUGCUUAGUUCUUGGAACAUUUGCAUUGACGAUAUUUUGGGCGAUCUUGAACCCAAGUUUGUAGGAAAAUUUAGCGAUGCCAUUCAAUCAUUCAUAUAUAACAUGGGAUGUGUACAUCCUCUUGUGCGCGAGUAUACUGAUGCUCGUACAGAUUCUCGAUCAGCAUCUGUGAUGGAGUUGACUGUACGUAAUAUUGAGCUUUGUCUUCGACUCGAUAGAGUUCUCACGCGACUACUGCUUCCCCAAGGACUGAUUGCACAUAUGAACAACUGUGUGUUUAUUGAAGGUGACUUGACCCGAUUUGUUCAUAUCCCGGCAUUGAUUAUAUCGUCACUUCAACUGCCUGAUAUGGUUCGGCAGACGCGAGUACGCAAUGAUUAUGCAGCCGAAGUGUUUCGACUAGAGACAUCGGUCAUCAUUGAAAACAAAUGGGCUUUUGCUGAUGCUGAAGCUACUUCAGCAAGUCAGUACAAAUUUUUACUAGAUGGCGACAUUGAAACGGGAGGCCGUCUUUGGGCUUUUCUCAAUCGCGCAAGAAAGGAUAUAUUUGGCUCACCGCCAAUUCCCCCAACCUUUAAUUUACGAAUGCCGCUUUUUUUUCAAAAAGGGUUUACAGAAGACCCUCAAGCAUCACUUAUACCACUUGAAUUUCAGGCCGAUGUUAUAUUGAAUCGGGUACCGCCUUCGCUCAGUUCAAUUCAUUAUGCAGAACAUCUUUCUAUAUAUGACACGGAGAGCUAUCUUUCAACAUCAUCGUCUUCAAACUCAUUAUGGGUAUCGCAAGAAACACUAAAUCUUGUCAAGCGAUCGUGCACACCCAUAUUAAAUAUUCCUCCCCCAGCUGAAACGCACCGACUUAGAAGUAUGAGCCGUGCAUUACCUAACGAAAAUCGCUUGAGCAUCAAGUUUAGAAAUAAGAGCCUGUUAGUGUUAACUCCGUUGAGUCUCAAGUCUGUACUCCAUGCGGUGCAAUCCCUUACUUCCGAUCAGUCGUCAGAAUCCACGGGUGAUUUCGCACAUAUUCUGGAUAUUUUUCAAAGACAGCAUAUUCAACGGGCAUCUCCAGUUUCAUUUUUAAACAUUUACUCUGUUCUUUUUUCCACCAUCAACAUCAGACUCAUAUCAUCACUUCCAAAUGACCGUCGGACAGCAUGCAUUAUCGAUAUUGUACUGCAGUCAUUUAGUGGAUUCGCCAAAGUAAAAAAGCAAGAGAUUGUUCCAGGUCAGAUUGAUUUACGUCUUGGUAGUGUAGACUGUAGCUUACGUAUUAAAGAAAACCAGCAGUUUCAGUACCAUCAAAUUCCUGGAAUUCCCGACAGUGUAUGGGAAGGAGGCGAUAUCUGGCACAAUAUCAGCGAUCCGAUUGGCUUGUACUUUUCACUCAAGGAUAUCAAUUUGACGUUUGAGAUUGGUACCAGUUCUCGUAAUGUCAUGAAUGUGAAGAGCUUUGAGAUUGAAGCUGUAGAUGCCAUUGUUGAUGUGUUGAUCAUGCAAGCUCAACUAUGGUUUGGAUUUGCACAUCAGUUGCAGAACGACUUCAAAGAACUUAUGCGUAUGCCAACCAAUUUAAUGCAACAGUUUUUGUUUAUGAUUUCCAUUUUUCAAGAAACCAACGAGCUUUCAUCGGUGUCUGGACCGGCUUAUUUUAUACAGAAUGGAUUUGUCGAGGCAGAUGAUGAUGUGGGAUUGCUAUUGCUGUAUUCACGUAUUGUAUGGGAUCUUGUGCGCACAUCAAAGCGAUUUGAUUAUGUGCGUACAAAGGCACCUGAAUUGCUGGCCGUGAGUGAGGGGAAUCUGGAUACUUUAUGCAGUAAUAUAUUGCGAAAAUGGGGACAUUCUCCUUGCGAUUCUUAUCCAAUGUGGUUCUUGCGCUUACUAGAUCCGUCAUCUUUUGUUUCAUCCUCGACAGCACAUCAACAACUUCCUUUAGGCGAAAGUCGUCUUUUAGCAGUGAUUCAUUCAGCAAACCUGUUCAUUUAUGAUGAAUCUGGGGAAUCCAAUUGCAUCAAGCUAAAAAAUAUUGGUGUGCAACCUCGUUUACGAAAUGUCAUUUUACCAUUUGAUCCAGCACUUCAACUCUCGUCGGUUGUGGUUGAACUAGCUGCUAUUACUACUUUAGACUCUCUGGAAAUGACUAUAUAUCCCAACUUUAUCUCGUUUAUAUUGCGAUCUCUGAAAGAUUGGCGAAAGCAUUUGGCACCAUCGGCUGAUUCACUUUCGUCGUCAUCCAUUUCUGCGACACUAUCUCCGGCUACUUUUGAACAGACCAGCACUAUUAUUGCUGGUCAGAAUCGAUCCAUAUCAUUUUCUGGUUUACUACGGGUUAACUCGAUCGUCGUAGCUGUGCAGGAGAAGAAUGCAGAGGCACGUCUACUGAUGAAUGGAAUCACUAUGUCACUUCACUCUGGACACAACAGUUUAGAGAUGACAUCUUCUAUUCCACAUCUGCUUGAAUAUUCAUUCAAUGCCGGUAUUUGCUCGACAAGCCUCCAACUUUUUGAACGAGUAGUAUUGGGCGCCGAAGUUCAAUUGGACAAUAUAUUUUCAUUGAGCCUUUUUGAUGCACAGAUGAAUCUUGCUCAUACACGCGUUCCUUCUAAUGAUUCUGUUGCAUGUGUAAAGUUUAACAAGGUGGCCAUUCGCUUGCCAAGAUCACUUAUUAAAAUCCAAACAUUUUUUGAAAAGCUCAAGGCUGAAGAUAUUCCCCGGUACAGCCAUGCUUUCCGCGAGGCAUCUAUUAUGCCCAAAUCUCCAAUCUUGACUCAAGAAACACCGCAUUUUGUUGCCAAAAAGCGUUUGCUGGAUGUAUUCUUUGCUCAUGUAUCCAUUGAAUCCGAACUACUGACCAACUUUCGCUUUUCGUAUGAUUUGCGUAAUACAACUGUAUCGGUUCUUCAUCAAGGGUUUUCUAAGUUGAUGUCUAAGGCGACUUUUAUAUAUCGGAUUGAUAAACAAGAGGUGCGAUUUUUACCUCCUGAAGCUAGCGAUAUAACUCUGCAGCCUAUUCUGGAUACUUUACCUCUUCCGGCUUCAUUUUCUACUGGAAGCAUUUUGUACAAUCGAGCUGAUGCUACAUCUGCUUGGAAUUCAUUUUUCAGCGGGAAUGUUGUUCUUGAAAACAUCAAUGCCGAACUCAACAUUGAUAUCGUUGAUAAGCUACUUACUACGUACUCUGUUUUACCAAGUGAACUCAGUGAAGUUGUACGUGUCAUGUCCUUUUACACUAAUCAGCGGCGGUAUGUACCACAUUCUGGCCAAUAUUCGCGACUUGCGCCUUCUGAACCGGUAAAGGGUGUAACAAAGUAUGCUAUCAAGGUCACUGUUAAAGAAAUCAUGCUUUCUGUCAACGACCCAUCCAGCUCCGUUUUGAUUGGUAGUAGUUUGCUUGAUGGAUACAUUACCAACAAUACUCCAAACUCUUCGACUUCUAGACUUUUGUGGAGUGUUGCUGCCGAUAACUUGACUAUAUCGCUAGCUCAACGAUCCCCAAACUUCUUUCAGCAAACUGUAGCAUCUGUUAUGAUUGAUUUGAAUGUUCAAAAUUGGCGUGAUGUGACCAAUGAUAUUGGAGUGUAUAGUGUUGAAAAUAUGUACGACGUUGUACUUCGCAAGGUCCAUGCACUCAUGCAGCCCAUUGCAGUGGGUAAAAUUGUAGACGUGAUUACUUUUUGGCAAUCUGCACUUCGACGUCGCAGCAAUGCACGGCAAGAAAGUUUGUCAGAGAUCCGGCUUGACACAAAAUCAGUGCUGGAAUCACUCAAGAUGGGACUACCAGAGUCGAUUGAUCAACCGAGUACAUCCGCUAUACUUGCACGACCAAUUAAAUUGACGCUAAAUAAUUUUUCGAUUUUGGUGCCAAUUAUAGACGAUUUUGAUCUGCAACAUGACUGGAAAAACUUUAAAUCGACAGAUCAGGCUGAAGCAGUUUUGCUACAUCUAGAAUCUGCCGUAAUCAAUCGGAAUGGAUCUAUUUCAUGUGCCGAGAUAUCACAGCUUUCUAUCACAUUCAUUUCCAACUUCAAUCCUUCCAACGAACACGACUUUAAUCCAAACAAUCAUUUUUCACAAAAUAAGUCCAUACUUCCACUUAUAAGGGUCAACAUAACACACUCAACCACUAUUGAAAAAACCUCUGUUGAGAUUGACUCCCACAUUAAUGGAUUUACGAUUGAACUAGACUCUUCAAUUUCCAAAAAGAUUAGCAUGCUCGGCAAUAUUUAUAAACGCGGGAAACAAACAAUAUAUGCAUCAUUUCCGCAAUCUGCUGAUGGUGAUAUCAAAAAGUUGCAAGUGCUUGGAAAAACUGUUGGGCGUAUUGAAAGUGCUCUUUUGGAUACAACGGUAAAUGGAGGGAUAUUAAGAAAUCGGAGUUCAAAUCCGUAUCUUUCUAAAACAUCCGAUCCGUUUGAUGUAUCUAGCAUCAUGCAGGUCAAGGGAUUGUUUGAGUUUGCAUCUGGAAAUAUUAUUGUCAGGAAUAUUCCGCAGACAUCGCGAUCGAUGCAUGCAUCGCAACAGUAUAUCCCUGCCAAUGCAAACAUUGAGUUGGAUACAUUGCUAAUACCUGGACUGACCCUUACUCUGACUGGUGCAACGACAACCAACCCUCAAUCUCUAUUAAAUGACAAAUCCGCACCCUGUGGGCUUCACAUGGAACUGACAAUUCAUCCAAGUGAAAAUAUUCUAAGUCCAAGUAUUGUAGGCUUUUUUGAGGACUUGAUUUCCAAUAUACAGCACCCUACUCAACGGCGUGAUAAUGCAACAAUGGCUUCAGAAACUACCACGUCUGCUUCAGAGUCGAGUGAUGGUAUAGCAAACCCUUUGUCAAUCAAUACAGCGAAUACAAAAGCGUUUAGACCCUUUGCAAGUGCACAUGCUGCGGAUGAACUUGAAUCUGCUGCAAAGAUGCAAUGGAACGCUGGCUAUACUGGAUCUGCCAAUUACAAACAACUUGGCAUUACAUUUUUACUAAAGCUUUCUCAAACAAGAGUUAAUCUUAGUUGUCAGCCAUAUGCCAAAGUUAUUUGUACGCUUCAGCUUGAAAAGGCAAGUAUCGAGGUUUUGUAUGUUUUUACUAUAACGAUUUGGAUGUUAGGCUAA
Molecule: messenger RNA, 5172 nt
Organism: Batrachochytrium dendrobatidis JAM81
Lineage: Eukaryota; Fungi; Chytridiomycota; Chytridiomycetes; Rhizophydiales
Exons: 1
Coding region: 1-5172 (1723 amino acids)
Biological process (GO): fermentation
Cellular component (GO): membrane
Source: RefSeq, a predicted model, not a curated record